Balaenoptera acutorostrata (minke whale) is the source of this 4172-nucleotide messenger RNA. It is a transcript of the gene MTTP, whose product is annotated as microsomal triglyceride transfer protein. Gene Ontology annotation, cellular component: endoplasmic reticulum; basolateral plasma membrane; Golgi apparatus. Gene Ontology annotation, molecular function: lipid binding. The coding region runs from base 311 to 2995 and encodes 894 amino acids. The record is from RefSeq and is a predicted model, not a curated record. The transcript has 20 exons. Gene Ontology annotation, biological process: lipoprotein metabolic process; lipid transport; cholesterol homeostasis. NCBI's taxonomy places the organism in Eukaryota, Metazoa, Chordata, Mammalia, Artiodactyla, Balaenopteridae.
ACCGAACGGAGGAGUUGUCGGGGAACCUGAGAGCCCGCACAGAAAGCUUUUUGUAGUGGUCUUUACUACUCCAGAAGGUCCUCUUUCGGAAACUUCAACUCCCAGAGGCAGACACGUUCCCCAACCAGGGAUCGAAGCCUCGGGCCCUGCAAUGGAAGGGCAGAGUCUUAGCCAGCGGACCACCGGGGAAGUCCCUGCUCCUACUUCUACAAGGUUCUGAGGAGGGUCACUCCCUCGCUGCCACUGGAAGAGUCCACUUCUCAGUGACUCCUAACUGGGAACUGGAUGCAUUAGAGGGUAGCUAGUCAAUAUGAUUCUUCUUGCUGUGUUUUUUCUCUGCUUCAUUUCAUCAUAUUCAGCUUCUGUUAAAGGUCACACAACUGGUCUCUCAUUAAAUAAUGACCGACUAUACAAACUCACAUACUCCACUGAAGUUUUUCUUGAUCGGGGCAAAGGAAACCUCCAAGACAGCGUGGGCUACCGAAUUUCAUCCAACGUGGAUGUUGUCUUACUGUGGAGGAGUCCUGAUGGUGAUGACGACCAACUGAUCCAGAUUAUGAUAAAAGAUGUAAAUGUCGAAAAUGUGAAUCAACAGAGAGGAGAGAAGAGCAUUUUCAAAGGAAAAAAGCCAUCCCAAAUCAUAAGAAAGGAAAACUUGGAAGCUCUGCAAAGACCUGUGUUCCUUCACCUAGUCCAUGGAAAGGUCAAAGAGUUCUACUCAUAUCCAAAUGAACCAGUAGCCAUAGAAAAUCUCAAGAGAGGCCUGGCUAGUCUAUUUCAGAUGCAGUUAAGCUCUGGAACUACCAAUGAGGUAGAUAUCUCUGGAGAUUGUAAAGUGACCUACCAGGCUCAUCAGGACAAGGUGAUCAAAAUUAAGGCCUUGGAUUCAUGCAAAACAGAGAGGUCUGGAUUUACAACCCUAAAUCCGGUCUUGGGUGUCACUUCGAAAGCCACAUCUGUCACUACCUAUAAGAUAGAAGACAGCUUUGUUGUAGCUGUGUUCGCAGAAGAGAUACAUGCUUUGAAGCUGAAUUUUCUACAAACAAUUGCAGGCAAAAUAUUAUCGAAGCAGAAAUUAGAGCUGAAGACAACGGAAGCAGGCCCAAGACUGAUGCCUGGGAAACAGGUUACAGCCAUCAUUAAAGCAGUUGAUUCGAAAUACACGGCCAUUCCCAUUGUGGGCCAGGUCUUUGAGAGCGAGUGCAAAGGAUGCCCUUCUCUCUCGGAGCACUGGCAGUCCAUCAGAAAACACCUGCAGCCUGACAACCUCUCCAAGGCUGAGGCUGUCAGAAGCUUCCUGACCUUUAUCAAGCACCUCAGGACUGCAAAGAAAGAAGAGAUCCUCCAAAUCCUAAAGGCUGAAAACAAGGAAGUACUACCCCAGCUGGUGGAUGCUGUCACCUCCGCUCAGACCCCAGACUCAUUAGAUGCCAUUUUGGACUUUUUGGAUUUCAAAAGUGACAGUAGCAUUAUCCUCCAGGAGAGGUUUCUCUAUGCCUGUGGAUUUGCCUCCCAUCCUGAUGAAGAACUCCUGAGAGCCCUCAUUAGUAAGUUCAGAGGUUCCUUUGGGAGCAAUGACAUCAGAGAAUCCGUUAUGAUCAUCAUUGGGGCCCUUGUCAGGAAGCUGUGUCAGAAUGAAGGCUGCAAACUCAAAGGAGUGGUAGAAGCCAAGAAGUUAAUCUUGGGAGGACUUGAAAAAGCAGAAAAAAAGGAGGACAUAAUGAUGUACCUGCUGGCUCUGAAGAAUGCCCGGCUUCCAGAAGGCAUCCCACUCCUUCUGAAGUACGCGGAGACAGGAGAGGGGUCUAUCAGCCACCUCGCCACCACCACUCUCCAGAGAUAUGAUGCCCCUUUCAUAACUGAUGAGGUGAAGAAGACUAUGAACAGGAUAUACCACCAGAAUCAUAAAGUUCACGAAAAGACUGUGCGCACUACUGCAGCUACCAUCAUUUUAAAUAACAAUCCAUCCUACAUGGAGGUAAAAAACAUCCUCCUCUCUAUUGGGGAGCUUCCCAAAGAAAUGAAUAAAUACAUGCUCUCCAUGGUCCAAGACAUCCUACGUUUUGAAAUGCCUGCAAGCAAAAUGGUCCGUCGAGUUCUGAAGGAAAUGUUUGCUCAUAAUUAUGAUCGUUUCUCCAAGAGUGGAUCCUCUUCUGCCUAUACUGGCUACAUAGAACGUAGUCCCCAUUCGGCAUCUACUUACAGCCUUGACAUUCUUUACUCUGGUUCUGGCAUUCUAAGGAGAAGUAACCUGAACAUCUUUAAGUACGUUAGGAAAAAUCCUCUUCAUAGUAUCCAGGUGGUCAUUGAAGCCCAAGGACUGGAGACCUUAAUUGCAGCCACUCCCGAUGAAGGAGAGGAGAACCUUGACUCCUAUGCUGGCUUGUCAGCCCUCCUCUUUGAUGUUCAGCUCAGACCUGUCACUUUUUUCAACGGAUACAGUGAUUUGAUGUCCAAAAUGCUGUCAGCAUCUAGCGACCCUAUGAGUGUGGUGAAAGGACUUAUUCUGCUAAUAGAUCAUUCCCAGGAGCUUCAGUUGCAAUCUGGACUUAAGGCAAAUAUGGAUGUCCAGGGUGGUCUGGCUAUUGAUAUUUCAGGUUCAAUGGAGUUUAGUCUGUGGUAUCGUGAGUCUAAAACCCGAGUGAAAAAUCGGGUAGCUGUGGUGAUAACGGGUGACAUCACAGUGGACUCCUCUUUUGUGAAAGCCGGCCUGGAAAUUGGUGUGGAAACGGAAGGAGGCUUCGAGUUUAUCUCCACGGUGCAGUUUUCUCAGUACCCUUUCUUAGUGUGCCUGCAGAUGGACAGGGAUGGAGUUCCGUACAGGCAAUUUGAGACAAAGUAUGAAAGGCUGUCCACAGGCAGAGGUUAUGUCUCUCGGAAGAGAAAAGAAAGCCUAGUAGCGGGAUCUGAAUUCCCGCUGCACCAGGAGAACUCUGAGAUGUGCAAGGCGGUGUUUCCUCCUCAACCAGAGAGUAGUUCCAGCGGUUGGUUUUGAACCUGAUGGCGCUGUUUCACUGGAAUCCAUCUCCCCGGCAGGGAUACGAUGCGACCUGCCUAAGUACUUGCCCUCUGAGAGCACAGUGUUUACAUAUUUACCUGUAUUUAAGAGUUUUGUAAAAAGCAGUGAAAAACCUCACAUAAUUAAGCUUGGGCCUGAAUCACUCAGUACUACCUACAGUGUAGUGUCAUUUUGAGCCAACCUAUGUGACACUUUUAGUAGCAUUCUUAAUUUUAUUGUAUCUCUCUCAAAUCACAUUUAGUACUAUGAAAAUAGUUCUGCCCUAAGAAGAAACUAUUGUUUGUAAAAAAACAAGACACACAGACACACAUUCGGGAGAGCACAAUUUUGUUUCAACAAUUUUCAAUCAAUGUAUAUGAAGCCCUUGGUAGAACCUUACACAGCUUUUUUCUACGAAACAUGCCAAUCAGGAAAAAAGACCUUUUUUUUUGGAGGGGGGAGCAUGGAGGAAAGGGAUAAGACUUUUAAUGGCUUUUGUCAGCCAUCUUCAAGAAUUAAUAUUUAUCUCUUCUGUUAGUUGUAUUGAGUAUUGAGGUAGGAGACACACAGAAUGAACCGUACCAUCUCUUCUUUCUGCUGGCCGUGUAGUCAGAUCGCUAGAAGAAAGCUAAUCAGUCCUCUGCCUUCUGCCCUACAAAAAUGUCGGACUCAGCAUAUCAGAAUUAGAAAUAUUAAUUUCAGGAACUCCACUUGAUUUUUUCUUGUGCUGUAUCUCUUUGAGACUAUAAUGUGGUCCACUGUCCUUUAUAAGGGACAUCCUCAAAUGUUCAUCAUUUUAUUUUUCACUCAAUUGUUUUGUGGUGGAAGUUCCAGUCUGUUGGACUGCAGUCUACAAAAGCCAGAAUGGCUGAGAGAAUUUAAUAAUGCUUUGAGAACCUGAUGGAUUUGGGCUUCUAAAAAAUGAAACCAAGAAAAGAGUGUCUCUAUUUGUACAAAUUAAAAGAGCCACGUUAACCAUUUUCAAAUAUUUACUAAUAAAACAGAUACAUGUUUUGAUAGCGACAGGCCCAAAACAGAUAACAGGUGCUCACUUGUCCGUUAAACACACACACACACACACACGCACACACACACGGGAAGUUUAGCUAGCCUGCCACUAGUUGUAAAUUUAAAAUGAUGUAUGAUGAAAUAAAUAUGUGGAAUUCCUAUUGAA